Ailuropoda melanoleuca (giant panda) is the source of this 1987-nucleotide messenger RNA. It is a transcript of the gene SARS2, whose product is annotated as seryl-tRNA synthetase 2, mitochondrial. The record is from RefSeq and is a predicted model, not a curated record. Bases 302 to 1663 code for a protein of 453 amino acids. Gene Ontology annotation, biological process: seryl-tRNA aminoacylation. NCBI's taxonomy places the organism in Eukaryota, Metazoa, Chordata, Mammalia, Carnivora, Ursidae. The transcript has 16 exons. Gene Ontology annotation, molecular function: serine-tRNA ligase activity; ATP binding.
GCAGUGGGGGAUGGGAGCUCACGGGUCUGUGCCAGAGGAGGAAGAGCAGACCUGGGGGAGAGAUGCUUUUCCUCGAGUCACUCUUGCACAUAGUGAGUGAGGAGACAUCCAGGGGGAGCCACCUUGUGACCUGGCCUCCCCUUUCAGCUUCCGGCCCCCGGGAAGGAGAGCAGUGUGUUGGUGCCAUUUUGUCGAAGGGAAAACGGCAGCCAGAGAGGUCAGAGGGGUUUGCCGAGGGACGUGGGCCCACAGAAGGGCCUCACGGCAGUAGGGGUGCCCACAAACAAGAACCGAACCUGCCAUGGGAGGGCACAGGCUUGGCGCGGCAGCCCCGGAGGACAGAGGCUGCGUCUGUCUUCUGCGAGGCCCUGAGAUCUCCAUGUGGCAGGAGCUCAGGCAGCUGCGGGAGCAGAUCCGGAGGCUGGAGGAGGAGAAGGGGGCUGUGGCCGAGGCAGUGCGGGCCCUGCUGGUAAACCGGGACAGCAGUCAAGUGCAGCAGGACCCCCAAUAUCAGAGCCUGCGGGCACAUGGCCGAGAGAUCCGCAAGCAGCUCAUGGUCCUGUACCCGAAGGAGACCCAGCUCGAGGAGCACUUCUACCUGCGGGCGCUGAGGCUGCCCAACCGGACCCACCCGGACGUGCCCAUCGGGGAUGAGAGCCAGGCCCGAGUGCUCCAAGUGGUCGGAGACAAGCCAGCUUUCUCCUUCCAACCCCGGGGCCACCUGGAAAUCGCCGAGAAACUCGACAUCAUCCGUCAGAAGCGCCUGUCCCACGUGUCCGGCCACCGCUCCUAUUACCUCCGUGGGGCUGGGGCCCUCCUGCAGCACGGCCUGGUCAACUUCACACUCAACAAGCUCAUCCACCGGGGCUUCACUCCCAUGACGGUGCCAGACCUUCUCCGAGGAGCUGUGUUUGAAGGCUGUGGGAUGACGCCAAAUGCCAACCCAUCCCAGAUUUACAACAUCGACCCGUCUCGCUUUGAAGACCUCAACCUGGCUGGGACAGCAGAGGUGGGGCUUGCAGGCUACUUCAUGGACCACUCCGUGGCCUUCAGGGACCUACCCAUCAGGAUGGUUUGUUCCAGUACCUGCUACCGGGCCGAGACAGACACAGGGAAGGAGCCACGGGGACUGUAUCGAGUACACCAUUUCACCAAGGUGGAGAUGUUUGGGGUGACGGGCCCUGGGCUGGAGCAGAGCUCACAGCUGCUGGAGGAGUUCCUGUCCCUGCAGAUGGAGAUCUUGACGGAGCUGGGCCUGCACUUCCGCGUCCUGGACAUGCCCACCCAGGAACUGGGCCUUCCCGCCUACCGCAAGUUCGAUAUCGAGGCCUGGAUGCCAGGCCGCGGCCGCUUUGGCGAGGUCACCAGCGCGUCCAACUGCACGGACUUCCAGAGCCGCCGGCUGCACAUCAUGUUCCAGAAGGAGGCCGGGGAGCUGCAGUUCGCCCACACGGUGAACGCCACGGCCUGCGCCGUUCCCCGCCUCCUCAUCGCCCUCCUGGAGAGCAAUCAGCAGGAGGAUGGCUCAGUCCUCGUGCCCCCCGCCCUCCGGCCCUACCUUGGCACCGAUCGGAUCACGGCCCCCACCCACGUGCCUCUCCAGUACAUCGGCCCCAACCAGCCCCAGAAGCCCAGGCGUCCGGGCCAGCCUGUUUCAAGCUGAGAACUCACCUUCAUCAGUCAGCAGGGAUGUGGCUGCUUCCUGGAGCUCAGGGGACCCUAGAAGCCUAGGACCUAUUUUCCUGAGCACAGUCCUGACAUCUGCACUCUUCUUGUCAGCUCCGUGCCUGGGCCACUUCCCUACUUCCCCAGAAUCAGCCAGUGACCCCGACGUCACUGACAGUCCCAGCCUGCACUGGAAAGCAGGACGUCUGGGGACUUGAAGGUUGUAGAGAUGGGGGAGGUGAGGAAAAAGGCUCCAACCCUCCUUCCUUCUUCCCUCCCUCAGGGCUUAGCAGGAAGUCCCCAAUAAAUGGUCAGAAGCAAG